UGGACAAUCCUAUCUAGCAUGAAGAAUGUGCUUGCAGUCUGUUCACUGCUUUUCUAUCCACAGUGUGUGUGUGUGUGAGUGAACAGUCUCUCAGCCAUGCUUAGAAAUCAGUUUAGCUGCUAGCGAAGACAAGGGGAAGGUCAAACUCAGGCUCUCUUCCCAUUUAACCUGCUGCUGCUGCUGCUACCAUUUGCAGUUGGAAUCCCAGUGGAAGUUGAGCUCCUGUGAUUAGCGAGUUUUGGAGCGUGGCUGACAUGAUGGACCUUUGAUCUUCCAGCUCCGAAAGAUGAAGCAACUCACGGUCAUCCUGCUGUGUGUGUUUGUGCUUCCAAAAGUCCAGCGGUGUGAUAGCAAUGGUUGUGUUACUUCACUGAAGCGAGACAUCCUCAAGUUGAUGGUCAAAUGGGAAGAUGCUACCUGCCUCCUGAACCAGCAAGGCCUACCUCCGAACCUCAUCCAAACUCUGCCUCGAAGUUGCAAGGAAAUCAAAACAGCUCUGGAAGGAGCUCCAGAUGGAUUGUACUACCUGGCCACAGAUGAUGGUGAGGUCUAUCAAACCUUCUGUGACAUGUCCACGAAUGGAGGUGGCUGGACACUGGUGGCCAGCAUCCAUGAAAACAACAUCUAUGGGAAAUGCACCCAGGGAGACCGUUGGUCUAGCCAACAGGGCAGCAACAGCAAAUACCCCAGAGGGGAAGGCAACUGGUCCAACAAUGCCACCUUUGGAUCAGCCAUGGCCUCAACAAGUGAUGACUACAAGAACCCUGGCUAUUACGACCUUGAAGCUCAGGAUUUGUCUAUAUGGCACGUCCCCAACGAAACCCCUUUGAAGGAAUGGAUGUCCGCUGCCUUCUUGAGAUAUCGCACUGAAACUGGGUUCUUGGCUGCAGAAGGAGGGAACCUUCUCAGGCUGUACCAGAAAUACCCAGUGACGUUUGGAAUUGGCAGCUGUCCAGAUGACAAUGGCCCAGAAGUACCAGUCAUCUAUGAUGCUGGCAAUGCUGAGCAGACAUCUUUCUUCUAUGCCCCAAAUGCUCGAGCUGCGUUUGAACCUGGCUUCAUUCAGUUCCGGGUGUUUAAUACUGAGAAAGCUGCCAUGGCUCUGUGUGCAGGAAUAAAAGUCACGGGAUGUGAUACACAACAUAGCUGCGUUGGUGGAGGAGGGUAUUUCCCGCAAGAAACUCCGCGGCAGUGUGGUGACUAUACUGCCUUCGACUGGAAUGGCUACGGCACACACAGCGGCUGGAGCGUUUCCAAACAGUUAUUGGAGUCUGUGAUGCUGCUCUUUUACCACUGAAGCUAGAAAGGAUAAAGCCAAUGAACACCAAAACACGUGCCCUAGAAAUCAAAAAUAGUUUUCCUUUCCUGGAUUAGAAGCUCGCAAUGAGAAUGAAAGAAUAUGAAUAUUGA
This is a messenger RNA of Elgaria multicarinata webbii, 1410 nucleotides long. Its product is annotated as intelectin-like protein. The record is from RefSeq and is a predicted model, not a curated record. The coding region runs from base 287 to 1297 and encodes 336 amino acids. Gene Ontology annotation, molecular function: oligosaccharide binding. NCBI's taxonomy places the organism in Eukaryota, Metazoa, Chordata, Lepidosauria, Squamata, Anguidae. The transcript has 8 exons.